Messenger RNA from Fonsecaea multimorphosa CBS 102226, 756 nucleotides. RefSeq lists its product as uncharacterized. Bases 1 to 756 code for a protein of 251 amino acids. The record is from RefSeq and is a predicted model, not a curated record. The transcript is spliced from 4 exons. Lineage: Eukaryota; Fungi; Ascomycota; Eurotiomycetes; Chaetothyriales; Herpotrichiellaceae.
AUGUCACUUUCCGGCAAGACGACUCUCAUCACAGGCGGCGGCAAGAAUCUUGGUGCGCUGAUUGCCACCCUCUUCGCCGCCGAAGGGUCGAAUCUGGCCUUGCACUACAACUCUGCCGCGACACAAAAGGCGGCCGAAGCUCUGGCCGCCGACCUCUCGUCCAAGCACAAAGACAUCAAGGUCAAGGUCUACCAAGGGGACCUUACAACGGCGACGAGUGUGGAGAAGCUAUUCAAUAGUGUUGCCGCAGACUUUGGCCCGAAGCUCGACGUCGUCAUCAACACGGUGGGUAUGGUCCUGAAGAAACCGCUGGUCGAAAUCUCCGAGAAGGAGUACGACACGAUGUUCGCCAUCAACUCUAAGGCGGCUUUCUUUAUCACCCAAGAAGCUGCCAAACGAGUUAGCGACGGCGGCAAGAUCAUCAAUACCGUGACUAGCCUCCUAGCAGCGUAUGCACCGUCCUACACUUCCUACCAAGGGAGUAAGAGUCCUGUUGAGUGGUUCACCAAGGGCUUGAGCAAGGAGUUGAUGUCGAGAGGGAUCAGUGUCAAUGCAGUUGCCCCGGGGCCUAUGGACACUCCAUUCUUCUACGGCCAGGAAACCCCGGAAGCAGUUGCCUUUCAUAAGUCAAACGCCAUUGGUGGUCGGCUCACAGACAUCACCGACAUCGCACCGAUAUAUAAAUUCUUGUGCACGGAGGGGGCUUGGAUCAAUGGCCAGACAAUCUUCGCCAAUGGAGGAUACACGAGUCGCUAG